AUGGAGCCUCCCGCCUAUGGAUCCGUUGCCAGAACUUGGGAUGCCGAGAGAGCAACGUUGAUCGACACACUGAGAAAGAAUGCAAAGAAAAACGAGGCGGACUCAACAUAUUGGGCAUGUCUCUGGUUGUCCGAUAUUGAAUGUCUUCGAGGUAUUGUCCGGGGGGCAGAAUAUACCAACAACUCUGCGGCCUGCAUGAUGACAAGCAAGGGUGCUUUCACAAUGAUCAAGACAUGGCAAACAAGGUCGAGGGUGUUUGCUGUGCCGCUUGAGAUGCAAAAGAAGCGCAAGUUUGGGGAGGACGAGAAUCAGAAACAAAAAUUAACUGCCAAAACAGCUUGUCUUGAGCGUGACGAUUUCGGCUGUGUGAUCACCAACUGUCCUGAGGUAGAUGUGGCUCACAUCUACCCGCUAUGCCUGAAGAAAGGUCGAUCAUCGGCAAAGAACGAGACGUACGACAACUUCUGGGAAUCGCUGGGCAUGUUUUGGAGCGAAGACCUAGUCGCUAAAUGGGAAUCCCGGUUGACAGGUCCAGGUGGCACAGAGCUUUGCGAGAAUUUGCUUUGCUUGUGCCCCAACGCCCACAGGUAUUGGGGGGCUUGUUACUUUGCCCUCCAGCCGCUCCAUCUGCGCGAUGACGGUAAGGAGUUGAUCACACGUUUCUACUGGCUGCCCAAGAUUACGCCACACAGAGUUCAGGUCCAGGACAAACCGAGUAUUUCGCUUCAUCCGCACGAAAAGUUUCUCAAUCUUUGGGUUGAGGGUGCUGAUGGAUCCGCGCAAAAGAUGAACUCUGGCGACCUGGUCGUUUUCCAAACCAAGGACCCAGAAAAUAUGCCACUGCCAUCAUGGGAUCUCCUUAAAAUGCAAUGGGUUCUCAAUAGGAUCGGUGCCAUCAGCGGGGCUGCCAGCGCUUCUACCCGGCCGUGGGAUUGGGAUACCGAAGAUGAAGAUGCCAACAUGGAGUUCGAAUAUAGCGAUGAUGAAUCUAUCGAUGGGUUGCCAUUGAAGCAGCGUGCGACUAUUCUUACCUGA
Molecule: messenger RNA, 1035 nt
Organism: Penicillium mononematosum
Lineage: Eukaryota; Fungi; Ascomycota; Eurotiomycetes; Eurotiales; Aspergillaceae
Product: HNH endonuclease signature motif containing protein
Exons: 3
Coding region: 1-1035 (344 amino acids)
Source: RefSeq, a predicted model, not a curated record